Messenger RNA from Drosophila albomicans, 1233 nucleotides. It is a transcript of the gene Fer1, whose product is annotated as pancreas transcription factor 1 subunit alpha. The record is from RefSeq and is a predicted model, not a curated record. Gene Ontology annotation, biological process: developmental process; regulation of transcription by RNA polymerase II. Lineage: Eukaryota; Metazoa; Arthropoda; Insecta; Diptera; Drosophilidae. Bases 203 to 1003 code for a protein of 266 amino acids. Gene Ontology annotation, molecular function: DNA-binding transcription factor activity, RNA polymerase II-specific; RNA polymerase II transcription regulatory region sequence-specific DNA binding; protein dimerization activity. The transcript has 5 exons.
AAAACUGGAUACAUUAAAAACCAACUCAAACAAGGAAAUCAAAAGUCAAGAGUGACAACACGUGCCGCACUUGCCACACAAUUCUUCGGAGCGCGACACGUGCCGCACACGCGACAUACAACAGAUUUCUAUUACCCGGAGGCGUUAUGCAAUUAAUAGACAAUUAGCGGAAAUAUUACAACAAAAUCAGCAUUUAACAAAGAUGUUUUCCAUGGACAAUUUCGAUUUGGAGGCCACCAUGGCUCGCCACUUCUUUGAGGGCUCCCAGGCGACAAACGCAUCGAACUCCAGCUCCGAAUACUUUUUCGGUGAUGAGCACAGCUCGGAAAGCGAUGACGAUGAUGAUGCCUAUAGCAGUGGUUUCAAUAGCGAUCAGGAGAACAACGAAAAGACCUACUCCAUGUUUAGCCGGCGUAGCCACAAGCCGCGUCGCUUGAAGUGCGCUUCCCAGAUGGCUCAGCAGCGUCAGGCGGCGAAUCUCCGAGAGCGUCGGCGCAUGCAGAGCAUCAAUGAGGCAUUCGAGGGUCUGCGUACUCAUAUACCAACGUUGCCCUACGAGAAGCGUCUCAGUAAGGUGGAUACGCUUAAGCUGGCCAUCAGCUAUAUAACCUUUCUCAGCGAGAUGGUCAAGAAGGAUAAGAAUGGCAAUGAGGCUGGGCUGAGCUUGCAGCGCAACUAUCAAAAGGAACCGCCCAAGAAAAUCAUUCUCAAAGAUCGCACUGGCGGCAUGGCGCAUUCCUUGUCCUGGUAUCGCAAGGGCGAUCGCUAUCCGGGCAGCAAGUUGUAUGCACGCACUUGGACACCCGAUGAUCCCAACCAGCAGUCGAUACAACCGCUCUACACCAACAACAACACCACCACGAAGAGCAAUCACAGCUCCAAUUCGAGUCAAAAUCAAAAUAGCAAUCAAUCCAGCGAUGACUUCAAUGUCAACACUGGCGAAUUGACUGGCGGAGCAGCCAACACAGCAGCGAGCCUCUUUGGCAGCGGUGGUGCACUCUAAAUUGGAUAUUCCACAUCAAAAAUCUCUAAAAACUAGUCAGCGCUUGCUAGUCAUCAAAGACACACACACACACUCCCACACACUUACUAUUUAAUACAUAUACCUAAAAAUAUAUAUGCAACUAUAUAUUCCAAUUUUAAAAAAUACAUUUAAAAACAUGUUCUGUGGUAUUUAAUUGCUCUAAGUUUGCUAAUAUCUAAAUGUUAUACUUAGUCGUUUAGUUUAAAAAU